AUGCUCUACGCACAUUUGGUGAUCCGGCGGAAGCCGCUCUAUUAUGUCGUCAAUCUCGUGAUUCCAACGUCGAUCAUCACUGUUGUGGCUAUUACUGGCUUCUUCACACCUACAUCGACUUCCAGCGAACGUGAUGAAAAAUUGUUAGAUUCUGAAACCCCACUCGGGCAAGUGCUACUUUACACAUAA
Molecule: messenger RNA, 189 nt
Organism: Cooperia oncophora
Lineage: Eukaryota; Metazoa; Nematoda; Chromadorea; Rhabditida; Trichostrongylidae
Source: the annotation of a GenBank genome assembly